Messenger RNA from Acanthopagrus latus (yellowfin seabream), 2110 nucleotides. It is a transcript of the gene cbx5, whose product is annotated as chromobox homolog 5 (HP1 alpha homolog, Drosophila). Gene Ontology annotation, molecular function: chromatin binding. The transcript is spliced from 5 exons. The record is from RefSeq and is a predicted model, not a curated record. Gene Ontology annotation, biological process: negative regulation of transcription by RNA polymerase II; chromatin organization. Lineage: Eukaryota; Metazoa; Chordata; Actinopteri; Spariformes; Sparidae. Bases 265 to 870 code for a protein of 201 amino acids. Gene Ontology annotation, cellular component: nucleus; pericentric heterochromatin.
AGAAUUAAGUUGUGAUCAGUGGGAGCCAAAUAUGUAGGUCAUCAGCUGACCGAGGGGCGGGUACAUUCAUUGUGCGCCCCGAACGCGCGCUUUUUACGCACGACACCUUUAUGUGAGCCAGGCUAGAUGCUAAAAUAGCUCCACCGCUGGCCUCUCAGUCUGCAGGUCCACAAAAGACACGCGUUAUCGCUGCGGUUACCCGGUCAGAACCAGCGGUCUUCACAUCCAAAGGGGAAGUGCCAUUGGCCUGCGACAAACUAAGCUAUGGGCAAAAAGUCUCGCGAAGAGGAUUCAUCAUCUUCUGAAGAGGAAGAAUAUGUUGUGGAGAAGGUGCUGGACAGGCGGGUGGUGAAAGGCAGGGUUGAGUUCUUCCUGAAGUGGAAAGGAUACUCAGAAAAGCACAAUACGUGGGAGCCCGAGAAGAAUCUCGACUGCCCCGAACUCAUUUCAGAAUUCAUGAAGACGUACAAGAAAAGCAGCAGCAGCGGUGGUAGCUCCACACCUAGCAGCGGGGCCAGCAAAUCAAACACAGGCUCUUUAGGACGCUCCAAAGAGUCCAGUACCUCAAAGAAGAGAAGCUCAGACGACGAUGAGGAGGGUGGAAGUAAGCCCAAAAAGAAGAAGGAGGAUGAGAUUUUAGUUGCACGCGGCUUUGAGAGAGGACUUGAACCAGAGAAGAUCAUUGGAGCCACUGACUCAUGUGGAGACCUGAUGUUUCUUAUGAAAUGGAAAGACUCUGAGGAGGCCGAUCUGGUGCUUGCCAAGGAGGCCAAUCAUAAGUGCCCACAGAUAGUCAUAGCCUUCUAUGAGGAACGUCUCACCUGGCAUGAAGACAGUGACAAGAAGGAGAAGGACGCUGUCACCGCAUGAGUGCAUCACCUCAGGAGGAAACAGGACCUCCUCCACUGCAGGGACUACCUUUUGAGUCAGAUAUUUUUCACACCGAAAAAUCCCAUCCUCCCCCUUUACCAUGUCCGACAACAACAUAUAGACAGUGGACACAGUCGUUUUAUCUCCAUUCUUGCCCCUGCGGAGCACAAGGGCCCAGACUGCUGAGAACGAUCCAUCAGACGGGAGGAGAAGCUGUAGUGGACAUGGGUGAUAUGCUACUGGGGUUAGGGUUUCUGCUGUUUUGUCUUCGUACUCUUUACCUUCUUUUUUUUUAAAUGUCUUAACACAUCAUGUUUUAGUCCGUACAGGAUGCUGUUGUGUCAGUAAGGUAUUUUGCAUCCACAGCCAUCUGUUAAAACCCAGAACGUAGUCGAGAGUCAGAGGUGGUACAAGCUGCAUUGACCACGUGUCUGUUCCACAUCAGGUGCACAUCCCCCAUGCUAUAGUCUUUAUAGGCAGUGCACCUCUUUGCUUUAAGAACCCACUGACAUCGCUGAAGAUAAAACUGUAGUUGUGAUAUUCAGGAAACAACCACCGCAGCACUUUCCUGACUGCAUAAUCACUUCCUUUUUUAAGACUUUUUAUCUCCUCUAGAUUUCUCAGUCUGUCCCGUCUUACCAGGGUAUAAUUACUCAAUUUGCAAAGUUGCAGAUGACACCGGCCAAUUAUGUCUUUAUAAUGAAUGAUAUCCUUGUUCCCUUUUUUUUCCCCCCUUCCUUUUAAAAUGUAAUUUUUAUCUCCUCAUUUCCAAGUUUUAAUGUAAAACUGUGUGGUCUUUUUUUUGUUUUGUUUUGUUUGUUUGUUUGUUUUUAUUUCUUUAAGCGCUCACCAGUUUAGAAAAGGACAAUAAAACAACUUUUGCUCUGUUUUGUACCUUUUUUUUUGUUUUGGUUCUUUUUAACUGCAGUGAUCUUUGGACCAGUCUCAUGCAAACCGGUUAGACAAUCGUCACUGUAUCCACAUGCAAUGAAACCAGCAUUCAUCACCAGUCAUUAGGUUCUGCCACCUUGUGGCUAAAAGAUGAAAGUCUUUUGGACCAAUUUAUGAUUACAGCCCUGCGGUUUUAACGGUGUUAUGAUCUUGUUAGUGAAACUUUGGUAUAUUUUUUUUACAGUGUACAGUGGUAAAUUCCACUCGGCAAUUAGAGUACCGGUAUUUGUUGUUGAUAUCAUUGUAAUGUUAAUUUGAAACAAUAAAACCAGUUUCUGAUUGGAUUAUG